AAAAUCUCAAAAUCGACUUUUUGCCCGGACACUGCCUUUAAUGUCUUCAACUUCAAACAUACUCACUCUUCAUCUUCCACUUCCUCUUUUCCAAACAUAUCCCUGAUCUUCAAGCAUCGAGUCAGUGCCUCAGUCGGGAUGUUCGAAAUGGGCAGCUUCGCCGACGAAGAUAUGUUCAUGCAAGGUGGCGGCGCAAACGCUGGAACGCUUAUGUUUUCGGCUCCAUUCCGCUGGAACUUAUUAACUUCGAGCGAGUUCCAAGAGCAAAGCCCUGCAUUCUUACUACACUAUAAGUGACUACUUUGGUUCAAAACAUAAUUUCACAAGUUUAUUCUGCAUCCAAAGAUCAAACAUAAAUGCUUGAGGU
Molecule: messenger RNA, 367 nt
Organism: Cylicocyclus nassatus
Lineage: Eukaryota; Metazoa; Nematoda; Chromadorea; Rhabditida; Strongylidae
Source: the annotation of a GenBank genome assembly